UGUGUGCUGGAUGGGCUGGACUCCCUCCAGAUCUCAGAGAAUCAGCUCCAGGGAACACAGAAACCAUUAGCUUCCAGCUCACAUCUUAGCAAGGGUGCAGAGUGUGCCUCCUGGAAGGAAGGGAUCUCUAUCCUCUGGGUUUAUCAUCCCGUGUUUUGCCUUCACAAAGUACGAACAACGCAAUAUUUGUAUGUGACCUGUAAUUUACCCCUGAGCAAAAGAAUCGAAACAAGUUUUGCUGGAAAUUCGCCAAAGUUCUGCUAGACAUGGUAGGUCAUCUACAUUUGCAAGGGAUGGAAGACAGCUUGAAGGAGAAGAAUCGAGAAGGUUUGUUGGACAGUCCAGAUUCUGGUCUCCCACCAAGCCCCAGUCCCCCCUUUUACUCCAUUUCCCCUGGCAUCGCUGAGAUCAGAGCUGACGGCAGUACGACACCAGUAAACCAACCUGAAAAUGUCUACAGGCAGGAAGGAAGAGAGAGCAAAGUGAUUCCAUACCUCCUUCUGAACAGCUGUAUCUCCGAGACAAGACCCAGAAUGCAUCCAGUUGUUUUUGGCGAGAGCAUUGAAGUGAAUCCAAGUCCAGUCCAGGAAAUCAGAUGCAACUCUGAGGUCAAAUAUGACUCUGAAAAGCAUUAUCGAGACCAUAUCUUUUAUGCCCCGAUUCCCACCGCUACGUCUUACAGUGAGACCAUCAUCUCCCCUCCCAACUGCACAUGGAGGAACUACAAAUCCCAGGUUAUUUUUGAACCUCGCAACAAACCCCUGAGAUUCCAGAGUACAACAAUCAUCUUUCCAAAACACGCCAAGAACAUUUACAGAACAACCCUCAACUACAACUGUGGGGCAAGCAGGAAGUGGUUUUCAUCUAGCGUGCAGCUUGAACUGUGCGAAGAAACAAGCCCGUGUAUGAUCUACACAGAUAAUCACUAGUGCCAUUUAUUGUUCAUUGGGAACUGGAGUACUCCAAUGCACUUUGCCACACAACUAUAGUGAGAGAAGGGGCUGCACCUCCAAAAUUCGGCAUGAUCCCUGUAAUAUUAAUGCUUUUAGAAUUUAUGGCUUGCAUAAUGAUCUGGAGCAUACAACUAUAUAAAGAUCUGGAUUUUUGUGCAUCAUUCAAAUGGAUAAUGUUAACUGCUCUGCACAUUGUCGAGCUAACUUUAUUUCAUGUUUUCCCGGGUCUAAUAUUAUAAAGGGUUUUACAAGUGGUCACUGGUAACAAGAGCAGAUUUCCACAUUAAAUAUCACUCGUUUUAAUUUUUUUUAUUAUUGUGAAAUAAAUUGGUCCCCUGUAAAGGACAGUUACAAAUAUUUUUAAAGGACUUUAUAAGGUCAAGGAUAAGACUAGAACCAUCAUGGUGUGUCCUGAAUCUUAAUGUUGCCAGUGCUUCUCUCAUUUUAAUUAAUCAAGAAUGUAGAGAAGUGAUACAGGUCGGGUGGUCAACUCUCCUAUAAAGGAGGAUAUGUACUAAGGUGUGAUUAGUAGGAGAACUUUCAUUCCAGCUGGAGAAAGUGAGUGUGUCGUGAAAGUAUUCCAUCUUGUAACAUCCAGUACUUCUCCAAGGUAGAGAUGUGAUCAGUGCAAUGGGUGGUGCCUUCAUUCUGUUGGCACCAAAGCUGGAGAAAGUGAGUGUGUCGUGAAAGUACUCCAUCUUGUAACAUCCAGUACUUCUCCAAGGUAGAGAUGUGAUCCGUGCAAUGGGUGGUGCCUUCAUUCUGUUGGCACCAAAGCAAUUAAAUUAUAACGAGGUUCUAGCACAGACAGGGAUAUGCACUUAACUGGGAAUUGAUCACAGAAUUCCAGAUUUUAGGCUAAAAAAAUCCCCAACAAAUUACUGACACUUCCCAUUUUAGUGUAUAAACCUGAGAGGUUCUGUGAAUGCAGUUAAUAUAUAGCAGAAGACACUGUUAGAUGUCCUAUUCCUCCACUGGUGGUAGAAUUAUUUAUCUUUUUAGAUGUGUAAUCUUAAAUGUGUGGAAUUAGUCGUCUGUAUUUGAAAGGAAACCAAAUUACUUUUUGAUGGCUGGAUUUUAGAAGACAUAUUUUAGGUUGUAUGAACUGCCAUGAACCAGGGUGAAUGGAAAAACAAACCAAAACAUUUUAGCACUUACCUCUGCCUCUUUACCUCCUUCUAUGUUAGGGAAUAGAUGGGUUUAACUAUGCAGCAAUAGGUAGACCAAUACAGAGGGAAUUAAAUUCCAUUAAUUUGGAAAAUGAUACGUUGCGAUAUAAAUAUGGUAAUUGAUAAGCACGGGACUGCCAGCCACCAAAUAUAGAAAGCACAUAAACUGAUUGACUGGACAUAAAACUGAUCUAAUGCUUUUUCAGACAGGUAAUCAAUUUUAUAGAUUAAUGCUGCGAAUAACACAUAGAUAUUAUCUGAGAAUAUUUACAGAAUCUGAUGUUCUGUAUACAUGAUCUAAAGGCCACUAAACUAUUUAAUUGCAUAUCAUGGUACUGUGUGGGCUUUAUGGGAUAUGUAGUUCAACAUUCAUCAGCAGUUUCAGUGAAGAUGGAUCUAAUAAAUGCUUAAAGGGACUCUCCAGGGAGGUGAUUUUACUCACCUCGUUCCAGCGCCGGGAGCCUCGUGAAUCCGCGCCCCCUAUUUCGUCAAAAUGACGAAAUAGGCGGGCGCGAGCAGGGAGUAAUCAGACGCUUCCAUUUGGAA
Pelobates fuscus (common spadefoot toad) is the source of this 2668-nucleotide messenger RNA. It is a transcript of the gene RFLNA, whose product is annotated as refilin A. Gene Ontology annotation, biological process: actin filament bundle organization; skeletal system morphogenesis; negative regulation of bone mineralization involved in bone maturation. Bases 267 to 929 code for a protein of 220 amino acids. Gene Ontology annotation, molecular function: filamin binding. Lineage: Eukaryota; Metazoa; Chordata; Amphibia; Anura; Pelobatidae. The transcript is spliced from 4 exons. Gene Ontology annotation, cellular component: actin filament bundle. The record is from RefSeq and is a predicted model, not a curated record.